Molecule: messenger RNA, 879 nt
Organism: Colletotrichum scovillei
Lineage: Eukaryota; Fungi; Ascomycota; Sordariomycetes; Glomerellales; Glomerellaceae
Product: endonuclease/Exonuclease/phosphatase
Exons: 1
Coding region: 1-879 (292 amino acids)
Molecular function (GO): 3'-5'-RNA exonuclease activity
Source: RefSeq, a predicted model, not a curated record
AUGAAGCCCGAGAACUGUGUUACGGAGCCGAUGCCGGUGCGCUUGAUCACGCUUAACAUCCGAUACGCCAUUAAAAAGACGCUCUUACCAAACGAGCAGCCAUGGGAAGUCCGGCGCCCGAAGGUGACAUCUCAGCUGAGAUUCCACACUGCCGGCCUUCCAAAUGCCUUUCUCUGUAUACAAGAAGCGCAGAACCAACAACUUCACGAUCUAGAAGCCGAACUGGGCCCACGAUGGGCCAGCAUCGGUCGUGGUCGUGCUGAUGGGGUGUCCGAUGGGGAAUUCUCGCCGGUGUUCUACCGGAUUGAUCACUGGACUGUAGAGCGGAGUGAGACGUACUGGCUCAGUCCCACACCAGAGAAGCCUUCGAACGCAUGGGGCGCAACCAUCAAUCGCAUUGUCACGGUUGGCUUGUUCAAGCACAAGACCUUCGACGCUAGAAUCAUUGUGAUGAGCACGCAUCUCGAUCACGAAAGCCAAGAAGCCAGGCGCGAGAGUGCUAAAUUGCUUCUCAAGAUUGCUGAAGAGUGGCGCAAGGAUGCGUCAGCAGGUUGUGGAAAGGAUGUGCCGGUUUUUCUGGGCGGGGACUUCAACAGCGGGCCAAAAGACGAGCCGCAUCAGAUUUUGACAGCCCAGCCUGGAGGCAUGAGAGAUAUAUCAGACUUGGUCCCGGCUUAUCAACACUACGGGAAUAAAAUCACCUACACGACCUUUGGGGAGGCAAAACCGACGACGAUUGACUAUCUCUUUGUGCUGAACCCCGAGCACAUCCGGUUUCCAAACUUUGCUGUUGUAUCAAACAGCUUUGACGAUGGUGUUUAUUACUCGGACCAUCGACCUGUGGUAGCAGACAUGGAAUUUCUGCCCUCUACAGAUUAG